Messenger RNA from Aquila chrysaetos chrysaetos, 4739 nucleotides. RefSeq names its product XK related 7 (gene XKR7). The coding region runs from base 90 to 1718 and encodes 542 amino acids. NCBI's taxonomy places the organism in Eukaryota, Metazoa, Chordata, Aves, Accipitriformes, Accipitridae. The transcript is spliced from 3 exons. The record is from RefSeq and is a predicted model, not a curated record. Gene Ontology annotation, cellular component: plasma membrane. Gene Ontology annotation, biological process: apoptotic process involved in development; engulfment of apoptotic cell; phosphatidylserine exposure on apoptotic cell surface.
GCGGGCGCUGCCGGGGCGGGCUCGUCGGCGCCGUCCUCCCUCCGGAAGUCUCUCCCGCUCCCUCCUUUCUCCUCCUCUCCCCCGACAACAUGGCCGCGAAGUCGGACGGCGGCGGCGGCGGCGGCGGCGGCGGCGGCGCUGGCGGCGGCGGCGGCGGCGGCCCGGCCGUGAGGCUGGAGAGCCCGGAGGGAGUCGGCGGGGGGAGACGAACGGGAGGAGGAGCGGCCCCCCCGGCGAGACGAUACCGGUUGCGGGACGGCUGCUGGGUGCUCUGCGCCCUCCUGGUCUGCUUCGCGGACGGUGCCUCGGACCUGUGGCUGGCGGCCCACUACUACGUGCGGGGGCAGCGGUGGUGGUUCGGGCUGACGCUGCUCUUCGUGCUGCUGCCCUCGCUGGUGGUGCAGCUGCUCAGCUUCAGGUGGUUCGUCUACGACUUCGCCGCCAGCACCAAGGACAGCGCCGGCAGCACCAAGGACAGCGCCCGCGGCCCCCGCGGCUGCUGCCGCCUCUGCGUCUGGCUGCUGCAGGGCCUCAUCCACCUCCUGCAGCUGGGGCAGGUCUGGAGGUACCUCCGCACGCUGUACCUGGGGCUGCAGAGCCGGUGGCAGGUCGAGCACCGCCGCCGCCACUUCUACUGGCGGAUGAUGUUCGAGAGCGCGGACAUCAGCAUGCUACGGCUGCUGGAAACCUUCCUGAAGAGCGCGCCCCAGCUCGUGCUGCAGCUCAGCAUCAUGGUACAGCAGAACACCAUCGAGCCGCUGCAGGGGCUCUCGGCCUCGGCCUCGCUGGUCUCCCUGGCGUGGAUGAUCGCCUCCUACCAGAAGGUGCUGCGGGACUCGCGGGAGGACAAGAUGCCCAUGUCCUACAAGGGGGCCGUGGUGCAGAUCCUGUGGCACCUCUUCACCAUCGCCGCCCGCGCCAUCGCCUUCGCCCUCUUCGCCUCCGUGUUCCAGCUCUACUUCGGCAUCUUCAUCGUCACCCACUGGUGCAUCAUGACCUUCUGGAUCAUCCAGGGUGAGACGGACUUCUGCAUGUCCAAGUGGGAGGAGAUCAUCUACAACAUGGUGGUGGGCAUCAUCUACAUCUUCUGCUGGUUCAACGUCAAGGAGGGACGGAGCCGCUACCGCAUGUGCAUCUACUACGUCAUCACGCUGUCGGAGAACGCCGCCCUCACCAUCCUCUGGUUCCUCUACUACGACCGCAAGACCACCUCCGACUUCGACGCCUUAAUCCUUGUCUGCGUGGUCAGCUCCAGCUUCGCCCUCGGCAUCUUCUUCAUGUUCAUCUACUACUGCCUCUUGCACCCCAACGGCCCCAUGUUCAGCCCCCGUGUCGGCGGUUGCAUUUUCCGGCAGCGGCCGGCCCCGGCGCCGGGGUCCCCCGCGGACGCCGUCACCAGCCCCCCCCGCUCGCUGCCGCGGACUACAGCGGGGGAGCGGGACGGGGCGCCGGGGGAGCGGGACAGCUGCGUGCCCGUCUUCCAGGUGAGACCCGCCGCCCCACCGGCGCCGGCCGCCCGCGCCCCGCGGACAGAGGGGCCCGUCAUCCGCAUUGACCUGCCCAGGAAGAAGUACCCGGCCUGGGACGCCCACUUCAUCGACCGGCGCCUGCGGAAGACCAUCCUGGCGCUGGAAUACGCGUCGCCCACCACCCCGCGCCUGCAGUACCGCACGCCCGGUGCCCCCCAGGAGGUGCUGGAGUACGAGACCACCGUGUAGGGCGGGAGGUGCGGGGCCGCGGCGGAGCCCUCCCGGUGCCAUCCCGGCCGUCCCACAUCUUCGCAGCCAUUUGCCUUUCGGUUGGGUUUGCCGGCGCUGCCGUGCCGCCGCAGCGAGCGCCCCGCGGGCGGGGGCCGGGGAGGUCUUUUGGUGCUAUCCCCCCCCGCGCCACCCUCCCGCAGCCGAGACCCGUGUCCCACCCCACGGCGGCCGCCCCGGCUCCCCCCGGGGCUCGUCCUUGCCAAAAUACCUCACCGGUGCCUGAGCCCAAGGCGGUGGGUGCUGCGGCCCCGCAGUGCUCGACCGUGUCAGUGGUGCAGGAUGGGGACUGGGGACACCGUGGGCUGGGGGCCGGCAGCUGCGAGGGGCUUGGGGCACGGUGGGGCACGGCGCGGCCCAGGUGGGUGGCACACGGGGACGUGGGUGCCUGUGCCGUGGCAGCACCGUGGGGCUGGAGCGCAGCUGCACUGUGGUAUGUGUGGGGCUCAUCACCCCCAGAAAGCUGGGGCAGGGGACAGCCGGGACCCGGCCAGCCCCCCCAUGUCUCCUACUUCCCCCACACCCUGCGGUGCCAGCCCCAGGGGGGGCCCCUUCAUCUCCAUCCUUGGUCCCCCCAGCUCAGGGUCGAGCCACGUUCUCAACCCCACAGGGUCCCUGCUGCCCUGUGGGGCACAGACCCUGGCCCGGGGGGGGGCCCCUCAUGGGUGGGCACGGACCCUGCUCCCCCUGGGUCUGAGCUGGGCCCCCGUCUCUGGCCGGGAUGGCGGCACCCCAUCAUCCCCCCUGUCCCCACGGGAACCGCUUCGUCUCAUCGGGUUUGUUUUCACCUGAAUGGUGACAUUUUGUGUGACAUUUUCUACCUCCGCUGCGGCCAGGGAGGGGGGCAGGGCCUGGCUGGCACUGCUGCGGGGGGCGUGUGGGGCCGCCGGCGUUCCCGGCGCUCCCCAAAGCGGGAUUUACCCCCAGCCAUUCUCCCCUCCCGGGUUUGGCAUUGCUUCCCACCCGGGAGCGUUUCCAUUCACCCCCCUCAUUGGCAUCAGCCCCAUCCAGCUCCCCCAUAUAAACCUAAGCCGGGAUCCUGCCUCCCCCCCCCGCCUCCCCCCUGCCUGCCCAGAGGAGCAGGGCUGCCCUGGGCUCCGGGUUUGAAUGUGUCCCUGGUCCUGCCCGGAUCCGUUGGCUUGCCCCUGCCCGAAGGACUGUGCCGAAUGUACCCUGUGCCCCCCCCCGGGGCCAGGCGUGCGCCAAGGCGGGGGGGGGGGGGUGUGUGUGUGCGUAUGCGUGUGUUCGCGUAUGUGUGCGUGCGUGUGCGUGCAGGGGGCUGGCAGGGGGUUGCAGGGCAGGGACCACACGGCCCCAUGCCCCCUGCCCCUGUGCCUUCCCCGUACCCGCUGUGCCCCCCGCCACGGCCCCGCGGGGUCCCGGCCUCCGGCUGCCCCGUGCCGCGGUGCCAAGCCCUGCCCCGAGCCGGGGAGCGUGGGCAGCCCCGCCGGCCCCACCGUGCCACGAGGCACCGCGCGAGGCACCGUGCCGGCCGCGGGAAGGGCUCCUACCGGGAAUCUACCCCCGGGAAUGGCUCUGGCUGCUGCCCGCUGUGCCGGGGCGCUGGGUCCCCGAGGGCUGGCGUGGGCGCCCGGUCCUGUGGCAUGGCCGGGGCGGGUGGGUGCACGGUGUGGGUGGCAUCACGUUGCUUUUGUUUCCCAUUUCUCUGUAGCUGGAAGGCCGGGGUGACAGCGGGCUGGGGCGGGCUGUCGCUGGGGUCGCUGGUGCUAACUGGUGCUAACUGGAAGCCUUGGAAACCCUUUUGGAGGAGGGUGCAGAGCAUGGCUGGGGCUGGGCAGCGGGCUGGGCCCCCCGUGACCCGCACCUCCCCUUCGCCGCAGGUAACGGGCAGACCCCGGCGGUGGGUGCUGACCGCAGUGCCGGGUGCGGGGUGGCUCUGCGGGGGGGUCUCUUAUCCUCAGGGAAGGUCGGGGGCAGCGGCUGGGGGAGGCGGGCUGGGGCCAGGGCUCACCGCUGCAGCAGUCAAGAGGCAUCGCCGCAGCCCUCGCCCCGUGCCCGGGCAGCGGCUCCUCGCCGUGUCCCACUCGUGGAGCCGGGAAGCCACCGGGGAUGGGGACGGGCCACAUGGGGACAGGGUGCCAGCAGAGCGGCUCCUCUGGGCUCCCCCCCUGCCCCAGCCCCUCUCCAUGUCUCCCCCCGAGAGCAGAGAGGAGCCGCUGUUUGGGGUGAUCUGCACCCCUCCGUGCCCUUCACCCCCAGGGUUUGCGUGGGGACCCCGGGGCUGCGCCGGUGGGACAGAGGGACACUUUUCUAUGCACUCAAGCCACGGUACCCUCAGCCCUGGGCUGCCCUGGGCAGGGAUCUCAGCAGCAGCAGGCAGCACCGAGCCCCUGCCCGUGCGGUGCUGCCCUGCUCGGCGUGGGGAGCCCGGCCGUGCGUGGGGCUCGGGGGCAGCCACGGGUCCCGCUCCCAGCCCCGGGGCUCGGACACCCCUGGGAAGCCAAACCCAGCACCACGGUGCCAGCGGCAGCACCGGCGUGGCAGCGCCUGCCCAGCAGGGCCACGGUGAAGGGGUGAGACCUGGGGCCAAGCCGGGCACUACGGGACGGGGGCAGCUCUGGGGGUGCUCAAGCUCCCACUGGGGACGGGGAUCCUGGUCCCUGGGGGUGUCACCCCCAGGGGUGGGCAGCGGGGCCACCCUGGCUUCAGGGAGCGGGGAGAGGUUUGGGCCGGGGCCCGACCCCGUUUACCCUCGGCCGGGGCCGUUCGUUCCCAGCGGGGGCUGCCGGGGGGGUCUUGGCUACGUCCCUGGCCCCCCCCGUCCCGGUGCCGGGACUUGGCGGCCGCUGUCACGUACUGUAAAUACUCUGUGUGCCACCUUCUUCUCUGGGACCCUCGGCGCGGGCAGGGUGGGGGGCGAGCGGGAGGCCGGGGUCCGUACCGAGACUUUUUUGUAUACCACAAACUUUUUGUAUAUUUUUAAUUUUGCUGCAACAUGAGAUAUUAAAUUCAUUUCAAUAA